Molecule: messenger RNA, 698 nt
Organism: Arachis ipaensis
Lineage: Eukaryota; Viridiplantae; Streptophyta; Magnoliopsida; Fabales; Fabaceae
Source: RefSeq, a predicted model, not a curated record
UCCACACCCUUGAAUACAUACAUUUGCCUUCAUAGAUGAUGAGGAUGGCAGCAAUGUUGUUCUAUAUGAUGGUGUUUGCAACAAUAUGUUCAUCAUCAUCAUCCAUGGCAAUAACAAGAGAGCAAGAAGAAGAUAGAAUAAGAGAGCUUCCGGGUCAGCCACGUGUCGGAUUCUCACAGUUCUCAGGAUAUGUAAGUGUAAACAAGAAACAUGGUAGAGCACUCUUCUACUGGCUCACUCAGUCUCCCUCUUCUCCCAACAACAAACCUCUUCUUCUCUGGCUCAAUGGAGGACCUGGUUGUUCAUCAGUAGCAUAUGGGGCAUCAGAGGAAAUUGGACCAUUCAGGAUAAACAAAACUGGUUCUUCUUUAUAUCUUAACAGAUUUGCUUGGAACACAGAAGCAAAUAUUCUGUUUCUUGAAUCACCUGCUGGUGUUGGUUUUUCAUACACAAAUACCAGCUCUGAUCUCCUAACUUCUGGGGACAAUAGGACAGCUCAGGAUGCACUGAUUUUUCUAGUUAAAUGGAUGUCAAGAUUCCCACAGUAUAAAUAUAGGGACUUUUACAUUGCUGGGGAGAGUUAUGCAGGUACAUGAAAGAAAAUCUAUGAUUAUAAUAAAGAACAUCCCAACAUUAUUAAUCUCAAAGGGUUCAUUGUGGGAAAUGCUGUGACUGAUAACUACUAUGAUAGCAUUGGA